Messenger RNA from Anopheles maculipalpis, 1494 nucleotides. Its product is annotated as alpha-amylase 1-like. Gene Ontology annotation, biological process: carbohydrate metabolic process. NCBI's taxonomy places the organism in Eukaryota, Metazoa, Arthropoda, Insecta, Diptera, Culicidae. The record is from RefSeq and is a predicted model, not a curated record. Gene Ontology annotation, molecular function: cation binding; alpha-amylase activity. The transcript has a single exon. Bases 4 to 1494 code for a protein of 496 amino acids.
GCAAUGCGUGCUGCCGUAGCGCUGCUAGCCGCGUGUGCCACCCUAGCAACGGCCCAGUUCAACACCCACCAAUGGGCUGACCGUAGCGGAAUUGUGCAUCUGUUCGAGUGGAAGUGGGACGAUAUAGCUGCCGAAUGUGAGAACUUCCUAGCGCCGCGUGGAUAUGCCGGAGUGCAAGUAUCGCCACCAACGGAGAACGCAGUGAUUGGGGGAAACUUCCGCCGCCCGUGGUGGGAACGGUACCAACCGAUGUCCUACAAUCUGGUGACACGGUCCGGAACGGAGGCUCAGUUCGCGAGCAUGGUGCGUCGUUGCAAUGAUGUCGGUGUGCGCAUCUACGUCGAUCUCGUUAUCAACCACAUGGCUGAUCUGGUCGGCGGCGGUGGUACGGGGGGCAGCACAGCCAACCGACCAAACUUCUCCUUCCCCGGUGUGCCAUUCAGCGUGACGGACUUUAAUCCGCCCUGUAUCAUAACAAACUACAACGAUCCGAUCAUGGUUCGCAACUGCCAGCUGGUUAGCUUGCCCGAUCUGAACCAGGGUAUCCCGUGGGUGCGCGAUAAGAUUGUCGAGCUGAUGAAUCAUCUGAUCGGGCUUGGUGUGGCUGGCUUCCGGGUGGACGCCGUUAAGCACAUGUGGCCCGGUGAUCUGCAGAUCAUCUAUAACCGCAUGAACAAUCUACCAACAUCGCACGGUUUCCCCCCGAACGCUCGUCCCUUCCUCACCCAGGAGGUCAUUGAUCUGGGCGGUGAAGCGGUGACACGGGACGAGUAUACGCAUCUGGGUACGAUUACCGAGUUCCGCCAUUCGGCCGAGAUCGGGCGCGUCUUCCGGGGUCGCAAUCCUUUCCGCCACCUGACAAACUGGGGCACCGGCUGGGGCUUCCUGCCGUCGCAUCUGGCACUCGUCUUCAUUGACAACCAUGACAACCAGCGCGGCCACGGCGGUGGUGGCUCGGACGUUCUCACCUACAAGGUACCGCGCAACUACAAGAUGGCCACCGCCUUCAUGUUGGCCCACCCGUUCGGUAUAGUGCGCGUGAUGAGCUCGUUCUCGUUCAGCGACUCCGAGCAGGGUCCACCGCAGGACGGCAAUGGUAAUUUGCUGUCGCCGACGUUCAACCCGGACAACUCGUGCGGUACGGGCUGGGUGUGCGAACACCGGUGGCGUCAGAUUUACAAUAUGAUCGGUUUCCGUAACGCUGUCGCUGGCACGCAGAUUAACGACUGGUGGGACAAUGGCAACUAUCAGAUGGCGUUCUGCCGUGGCUCUCGUGGUUUCAUCGCCUUCAAUCUAGAGUCGUUUGAUCUGAACCAAAGCCUGCAGACGUGUCUGCCGGCGGGUACGUACUGUGAUGUGAUUUCUGGCGAUCUGGUUAAUGGUGCUUGUACCGGUAAUUCUAUCACUGUCGGUGGUGAUGGACGCGCCCAGAUCGUUCUGCCAGCCAAUGCGUACGAUGGUGUGUUGGCCAUUCAUGUUAAUUCCCGAGUUUAA